Molecule: messenger RNA, 2653 nt
Organism: Panthera uncia (snow leopard)
Lineage: Eukaryota; Metazoa; Chordata; Mammalia; Carnivora; Felidae
Gene: GDF9
Product: growth differentiation factor 9
Exons: 2
Coding region: 965-2326 (453 amino acids)
Biological process (GO): BMP signaling pathway; SMAD protein signal transduction
Cellular component (GO): extracellular region
Molecular function (GO): growth factor activity; cytokine activity
Source: RefSeq, a predicted model, not a curated record
UAAAAAAAUUUUUUUUAAUGAGUCAAGGUUAAAGGUGAUGUCCAUUUUAAAGCAUAUUGCAGCAUUCCAAGUACAUAUUCUAUACGAAAUUCCCUAAGAGAAUUGGGCCAUCCAAUAGUUCUCUGUUCUCUGGGAUUUCCAUGCCAAUUGUGAUUUUUUUCUCUCCAAAUCCACAUGCAGUAAGUAAUUAUUCUAAGCACCUGGGAGCCAGAGAGGUGAUGAGAGUGAAGGAAGAGCAAGAGUGAACCCAAUACCAUAAAUUGAAUACCAACAGGUUUUCGUAUCAUCAUGAAUAAUUCGCUUUUUUCCAUGCUUUGGAAGUUUCAGCAAUACCUAGGGAACAUUUUAAGAAUCGUAAUCUCAAAAAAGGGAUGGUUUGGGGGUGCCUGUGUGGUUCAGCCGGUUAAGCGUGGGAUUUCCACUCAGUUCACAAUCUCGUGGUUCGUGGGUUUAGGCCCUGCUGCUCCACGCUCUCAACGCAGAGCCUGCUCUGGAUCUUCUGUCUCCGUUGCUCUCUGCCCCUCCCCCGCUCCCUCUCUUUCUCUUUCUCUCUCUCUCUCCCUCAAAAAUAAACAUUAAAAAAAAGUUAAAAAUUUUUAAGGGGGGGUUUUAAGGCCAUUUCUCAAUUUCUGUUGGCCUUUCAGCUUGCAUAGGUAGUCUACCUACGCAAUGCUAACUUAAGAGGUUUUAAAUGAAUGCCAGAACAAAAGGGAGAGGAAAGCUAAAUCACCAGAUACAUCAGUAUCUAAUGAGCACAAAUUGGAUAGAUAGGAUGUUAUCAGAUGUUUGAUUCACAGCUGAUAAGAAUUAUCUUCAGGUACCCAUCCUUGAGGUCUGAUUACAGAAUUGACCCUGGCCCACCCACACACCUAAAAUUUAUUUAAGAGACCAACCUAAGCUCUUCUUGGCUUUUAGGAAGAAGACUGGUAUGGGGAAGUGUAUUCCUUGCUAGUUCUUCCAGGCCAUGGCGCUUCUCAGCAACUUUUUCCUUUGGUUUUUCUGCUUUUCCUGGCUGUGUUUUCCUAUUAGCCUUUGUUCUCGGGCUUCUACAGGAGAAGUUCAGAUUGCAGCGGGUGCUGAAUGGGAAUCUAAGGCUGAACCUUGGUCCUUGGUGCAGCCUCUAGAUGAAAAAGACAGAUUGGGCUUUCUUCCUCCUCUCUUCAAGGUUCUGUAUAAUGGGCAAGGUGACGCCCCUAGGCUGCAGCCAGACUCCAGAGCUUUGCGUUACAUGAAGAGACUCUAUAAGUCCUUUGCUACCAAGGAGGGGAUCCCUAAAUCCAACAGAAGUCCUCUCUACAACACUGUUCGGCUCUUCACAUCCUAUGCCCAGCACAAGCAGGCUCCUGGGGACCAGGUGACAGGAGCCGUACCAUCCGUGGACCUGCUAUUUCACCUGGAUCGUGUUACUGCCGUUGAACACUUCAUCAAGUCAGUCUUGCUAUUUACUUUCAGCAACUCCAUUUCUUUUUCUUCUGCUGUGAAAUGUGUGUGCAACCUGGUGAUGAAGGAGCCCGAGUCUUCUAGUGGGAACCCCCAUAGAACUCCGUCCUCAUUUACCUUUGACUCCCAGUUUGAAUUUAGAAAGAAAUACAGAUGGAUUGAGGUGGAUGUGACUGCUCCUCUUCAGCCUCUAGUGGCCUCCAACCAAAGAAACAUUCACAUGUCUGUAAAUUUGACCUGUGUGAAAGCCCAGCUGCAGCGCCCUUCAGCACAUGACAGUCCCUUUAACGUGACUCUUCUGGUGCCCCCCUCACUGCUUUUAUAUCUGAACGACACGAGUGCCCAGGCUCAUCACAGGUGGUAUUCCCUUCACUAUAAAAGGAGGCCUUCCCAAGGUGCUGGCCAGAAGAGAGGGCUGUCUGCCUGUCCCCAGGAAGAAGAGUCAGCUGAGGCUGUACGACCUUCCCGUCAUCGGAGAGGUCAGGAGACUAUCGGCUUGGAACCUCAGAAGCCUCUGGUUCCAGCUUCUUUCAAUCUGAGCGAAUACUUCAAACAGUUUCUUUUUCCCCAAAACGAGUGUGAGCUCCAUGACUUUAGACUUAGUUUUAGUCAGCUGAAGUGGGACAGCUGGAUCGUGGCCCCGCACAGAUACAACCCUCGAUACUGUAAAGGGGACUGUCCAAGGGCACUUGGACAUCGGUAUGGCUCGCCAGUUCACACCAUGGUGCAGAAUAUCAUCCAUGAGAAGCUUGACUCCUCAGUGCCAAGACCCUCCUGUGUGCCUGCCAAAUACAGUCCUCUCAGUGUUCUGACCAUUGAGCCAGAUGGCUCAAUCGCUUACAAAGAAUAUGAAGAUAUGAUAGCCACUAAGUGCACCUGUCGUUGAUACUGGUUCUCUAAACUAAAACAUGGAGCCUCUUCGGCAAAGAAAUGCCGUGCACCUCUCUGUGCCUUCAGGAGAAAGUUCCAUGUGUCAAAUCUCAAUGUAGUAUGUCUUGUAUAAGGGGGAGCCUGUGUAGAUGAGCACAUUCUGUGGCAUCUAUCCAUGGAAAGUGGUAACAUCUUCCUGUUUAAUUUCCGGGUGUAAAUGAACUGUAAUUAUUUUGGAGGGCCCUAAAUUUCUUUCCCGUGAAUAAUUUUUUUUUUCUUGACAUUGGUAUCAGAGUGCAGUAGUUGUAGUUAAUGGAAGAAUAAAUCCCUCUCAGUGGCAUAA